GUCUAUUGGGGGCGGUAGGCUGUGGGUACUAGCCGGGGUGGCUUCGAGGCCCAGGAGAGGGGGUGGAGAGGGGAAGAGAAAGGGGGGGGGCGGUAGGCGCUGGUUCCCCUUCAGUGCUUCGAGCUGCUGUCACUUUCGGUUCCCGGAAAUCGGGCUGGAGUGUGAGUUUCAUUUUCCCUUUUCUUUUCCUCGAGUAAUGAAACUCCCAAGCUGGUCACGUGCCCGGGACUCUUUAAAUUCGGGAGCGCGAGCCUGGGAGAGUCAGAUUGCGCAGCAGUUGGACAGAGCUCCUGGCGGAGCGCAAUCUCCAGCCUGAGCUGCCCGAGUGUACUCCCUGAGGACUGCGGCUCCGCCCUGCAGCCAUGAGUGAGAAGACCCGAGAGGCCCUGGAAGCAGCUCUGAGGCAGCUGAGAUGCACCUUUACGUGGCAGCUCUUUAAGGAAGGGAGGGACAACGGGAGAAGCCUGGAGGAGAAGGUCACUGAUAGCAUCGGGUUCCUGUGCUUCCAGUCCAAAGCUUCUGGGUACAACCUCCUGGCCUAUGUGAAGUGCUUGAAAGGGGAGUACCAGGAAGCUCUGAGCUACCUCAAGCAAGCCGAAGAGCUGACCCAGCUGGAGCACCCAGACCAGGCCGAAAUCCGGAACCUGGUCACGUGGGGGAACUAUGCCUGGCUCUACUACCACAUGGGCCAGCUGGAGGACGCACAGGCCUACCUGGACAAGGUGGCAGAGACGUGCAGGAGGUUUGCGAGCCCUUACAGGAUGGACUGCCCUGAGAUGGACUGUGAGGAAGGCUGGGCCAGGCUCAAGUGCGGCAAGCUGCAGGCAGAGCGCUCCAAGGCCUGCUUCGAGAGGGCUCUGGAAGAUGAGCCUGACAACAUGGAGCUCCGGGUGGGCUUGGCCAUCUCGGCCUACUGUGAAGAUGUUGGCAGGUCCCAGAGGCGUCCCUUUACUGAGCUGCUGAGGCAGACCAUCGAGCUGAACCCUGACAACUUUUACCUGAAAGCUCUUCUGGCCUUGAAGCUCCAGAAGAUGAACGACAAGACCAGCGGAGAAAAGGUCAUGGAGGAAGUCUUGGGGAGAGCCCAGGCCCCCGAGGUGUUCUGGGUCGCUGCCAUAUUUUACCGGAAUCAAGGUGAGCUGGAGAAAGCCGUGGAGCUGUUCAAGAAGGUCUUGGACUUCCAGCCCGCCAACGCCACUCUCUACCACCAGAUCGGGUGCUGCUAUCGGAGCCUGGCCCACCAGCUCCUGUACAAGGAGAAACAGGGGCUGCUGAGGUACCCUGGGCUCCCAGAGAAGGUGACUGAGCUGAGGGAGCAGGCCCUGGAGUCCAUGGAAAAAGCCGUGGAGCUGAAGGGCUGCUUCCUGAACAUGCACACAGACCUCGCGGCCAUGUACGCGAUGCUGGGCCACUCGGAGAAGGCUGAGGCCAUCUUCCAGAAGCUGUUCCGCUCUGAGCAGCUCACAGACAAGGAGAGGCAGCUGCUCUACCAGAGCUACGGCAACUUCCAGGACUAUUUCCAGGGCCAGGAAGAGGAUGCCAUUCAGUACUACAUUGAAGGUCUGAAAAUACAAGAAGACCCCACCAAGGCAGAGAAAAUGAAAUCCAGACUGCAAGCAAUAGCAAAGAAGCAGCUGUCCCAAGACCCGGCGUCCUUGCAGGGCUGGAGGCUGCGAGGGUUCUUGGCCAAGCUGAACGGAGACAAGGAGCUCGCCUUGAAGUGCUAUGAGAGAGCUCUGGGCAGCCGGCUCCAGCACUCGGCCUCCGGCAUUGGAAGCCUCUUCCCCUCUCCUUCCCGUCCUCGUCCUUGGGCAGAGGCUGCCGACCAAGACAGAGCUCAGUGUCCAGGAGACCUCCCAGGCUCCUGGGCCAGUCAUGGCGCCACUUCUGGGCUCAAUGGCGAGAACAGCUCCGAGUAAGAAGCCAGGAGGCCACGGCUGCCCGUGAAGAUGGCUUGACCUGGAGGCCAGCUGUUCACCAGUCGCCUCCCUCUGGUCCCAGCGACACACUUGGGAUUCUCUAGAUAGUAAGGACAAAAGGAGAUAUAGAGCCUGGAGGACAUUGUUUAGUGGGCCCAAGAGCUCUGGAUUUCUGUCUUUUCUGCUCCCAAACUGACAGCCUCCUCCACCGCACUGAUAGCACUCAAAAUCCCUGAGUGGCUCCCCAUUGCCCCCAAGGAAUGCUGAAACUCGGUCCAGGCUUUGACAAAUUGCACAGUCCUUCCUCUGGACCCCUCACAGCACCUUCCCGCUUCAAGCCCUGGACACUGUCUCUGGCCUGGACUAGACACAUCUCUGAGGAGGGAAAUCAAGGUUCCCCUGCUCCCACCUCCCAGGUCCAGCCUCGGAAAUCCCAUCUACCCUCCCCAAGUGUCCUCAUUCCCCAGCAGCUGGACAGAACUCCUCUCCCCUAAGUCUCGGGCAGCCCUUAUCUGCAUUUCUGUCUCAUACCUUUGGCAUGGCCAGUGAUGUUCAUGGUUUUGCUCAUUGUGUGUAACUCGUCUCCCCUCCUCUUCCCUUUUGACCUGGUAAUAUACACUCUAGCACGAUGCCUGGCACACAGUAGGUGAUUAAUAAAUGCUUAUUCAUUGAC
Molecule: messenger RNA, 2592 nt
Organism: Monodelphis domestica (gray short-tailed opossum)
Lineage: Eukaryota; Metazoa; Chordata; Mammalia; Didelphimorphia; Didelphidae
Product: interferon-induced protein with tetratricopeptide repeats 3-like
Biological process (GO): defense response to virus
Cellular component (GO): cytosol
Molecular function (GO): protein binding
Source: RefSeq, a predicted model, not a curated record